This is a messenger RNA of Perognathus longimembris pacificus (Pacific pocket mouse), 993 nucleotides long. It is a transcript of the gene Ccdc121, whose product is annotated as coiled-coil domain containing 121. NCBI's taxonomy places the organism in Eukaryota, Metazoa, Chordata, Mammalia, Rodentia, Heteromyidae. The transcript is spliced from 2 exons. The record is from RefSeq and is a predicted model, not a curated record. Bases 1 to 993 code for a protein of 330 amino acids.
AUGGUGAACCGGAGAGGAAUUCGCGUGGGUCCCGGGCGGGCCGUGGACUCGAGAACUCCGGUGUCUGCUCAGAGCUUCAGCAAUUCCCCUUCACCUUACCUUGCUGUUCUUAAUAAGUAUUUCCCGACACAGAUACUAACAAAGUUAGAGAACAAGGUCAAAAGAAAGACAGUGAGGGCACUGAGGGCACUGAACAUGCGGAUCCAGGAAGCUCAGGUUCGGAGGAGGCAGCUGGUGAAGGACAGCAAGGUGUUACAGAAAGAACGGUUCCAGGUGGAAACAGAAAGCAAGUGCUUUCUGAAAUAUCUGGCCAAAACAAAUAACCAUUUUAUAAGGAAACAUGAGGAGCUAUGGAAGGAUUACGCCCAAGAACGGGAGGUGAUAGAACAAAAGAAGCAAGAAUUAGCAUCCAGGUUUGCCACACGAACUGCAGAUCUUCAAGCACAGUUCUUUCAGGGGAAAAAGAUCUUGUACGAUUUAAAGCAGGCGUUGUUGGCAUUGAGGGACAUCUCCCUACUAAAGGAGAGACAGGAGAUGACACUACUGGAAUUACAGCAAGAAAAAGAGAAAGUUGAAUCAGAGACAAUUAUGAAGGACCAAGAAGCACAUUUCCAGUUCCUGCAGCAAAAAGCAUUGCUGGAGAAACAACUAAAUGAACUAGACAGAUUGCAGAAGGGAGAUACCAGAACAAGGGAGCUUAAGGGGAAGGCCAAGGCUUGGGAGUUGUUAGUUCAGCAGGCUCAUCAUGAUUUCUGUCUAGACUUCAUAAAAGAGAACCAGCAGCUCUUGGAGAGUUUUUAUCAGCUACAUCAGGAAUUUAAGAAGUUAGAGGAUAUCAGAAGCCAGUUAAUCAGGCAGAGGCAGCAUCAGAAGGAGGAAAGGUGGUAUGAAGAAGCCUUAACUAGGGGUUGGCAACGACUGCAGGCAAAAUAUGAGCAUAAUGGAUGCCCCAAAGAACAGGGUGCUCCAAAAUCUGCACCGAGCCACCCCUAG